UUUAGAUCUGAGGAAAGAGCCACGCGUCUUCCCUUUUCAGCGUUGUUGACUUCCGAAGUCGGGAAGUGAUACAAAACAGCAAAAGAGAGCUUGAAUGUGAUGGAAAACCCCAUCGUGUUUGCUGCUGUGGCUCGGAAAUAAUUGGAAGCCUUCGGAGAUGUCGUCGGGCUGCCCACCCCAGUCCCCAGCCGUGGCUAAGACCGAGGUUGUUUUGAAAGGGAAGUCGCCGCUCUUAGCCGCCACCUUUGCCUACUGGGACAACAUCCUGGGCCCGAGAGUGCGGCACAUCUGGGCGCCGAAGUCAGAGCAGGUGCUUCUCAGCGACGGCGAGAUCACGUUCUUGGCCAACCACACCCUGAACGGGGAGAUCCUGCGGAGCGCCGAGUGCGGAGCCGUGGAUGUGAAGUUCUUUGUGCUGGCGGAGAAGGGGGUCAUCAUCGUGUCCUUGAUCUUCGACGGGGACCUAAAGGGGGACAAGAACACCUGCGCCCUCUCCAUCAUCCUGCCUCAGACCGAGCUGAGCUUUUACCUGCCUCUGCACACGGUUUGCGUGGAGAGACUGAAGCACAUCAUUCGCAAAGGAAGGAUAUGGAUGCAGAAGGGAUACAACAUUAUAUCAGUACUGAACACUGAAAUUAUUCCUAUAAUGGAUCUCCUUUCUUCUAUGAAGACGCACAGUGUUCCAGAGCACAUAGACAUUAAAGACACAGUGCUAAAUGAUGACGACAUUGGAGAUAGCUGCCAUGAAGAUUUUCUUCACAAGGCAAUCAGUUCACACUUGCAGACAUGUGGCUGUUCUAUAGUGGUGGGGAGCAAUCCAGAGAAGGUUAACAAGAUUGUUCGAACCCUUUGUCUUUUCCUCACUCCAGCAGAACGGAAAUGUUCACGGCUCUGUGGGGGAGAAUCAUCCUUCAGAUAUGACACCGGCCUCUUUGUCCAGGGCCUGCUGAAGGAUGCCACAGGUAGUUUUGUGCUGCCCUUUCGCCAGGUUCUUUAUUCUCCGUACCCCACCACGCAUAUCGACGUUGACAUUAACACAGUGAAGCAAAUGCCACCUUGCCACGAGCACAUCUACAACCAGCGCCGCUACAUGAGAUCAGAGCUGUCUGCCCUCUGGAAGGCAGCAUCUGAUGAAGAGAUAACUCCUGAUACCAUCAUACUUGCAGAUGAAACUUUCACUCCUGACUUGAAUAUUUUUCAAGAUGUCAUGCAUAAAGACACACUUGUGAAAUCAUUUUUAGAUCAGGUGUUUCAUCUGAAGCCUGGGCUGUCUCUCAGAAGUACGUUUCUUGCUCAGUUUAUGCUUGUCCUUCACAGGAAAGCACUCACUUUACUAAAAUACAUAGAUGAUGAAACACAAAAGGGGAAGAAGCCAUUUAGGUCUCUUCGAAGCCUGAAGACAGACCUAGAUCUGACAGUCGAAGGAGAUCUCAGCAUCGUGAUGGCGCUGGCUGAGAAGCUGAAGUCUGGUCUACACACGUUUGUAUUUGGAAAGCCUUUCUACACCAGUGUGCAGGAGAGAGAUGUUCUCAUGAGUUUUUAAGACAUAAACAAUUAUGGUAGAUUACUAGGUGUUGUGUAUAUAUAUUGGAUUCCACUGUUAUUAUUUGCUCAGGAGUUUAAAUAAGUUUAUGUUCAGGCCAAGUCAAAAAGAUGUACAUCAUCAACAGUGAUCAAAUUUAAUUUUUGUAAUACCCUUUAUCAAUGGAUCUUUUUGCUGUUAUCUGAAAACAAAAUGUAGAAAAGCUCAUCACAUUUGCCAUAGUCGGUGGGUUCAUCUAGUUUGUAGAGAAAAAAAGUUUGAUUCCUGUAAAGCAUCUGGCAUGUACACUCUGUGUGAACUUACCCUGAUUGUCAGUAUUUCAGAGGAUUAUAUGGAAAAUAAUGUCAAGAGGUUCAACAUAUUCAUCACUUUAAAUUUCAUUUUCUCAAUGGUGUAUCAAAUACUGAAGUUAACAUCUUAGAACAAAUAAUCAUUUGACAUUUAUGGUAGCACAGAAGCAACUUCCAUGUACACUAAAAAAAAAGGUUGUGGAAUAAUGAAUUCUGGGAAGGUUUUUUUUAAUUAAUUUUUAAUAUAACUGUCAGGCAGCACAGUUGUUAGCACUGUUGCCUUGCAGUACUGUGGCCCUGGCUUAAUUUUUUGGGGUUAUCUGCAUGGAGUUUGUAUGUACCCCCCAUGUUUGUGGAGGUUUCCUCUGGGUGCUCUGUGUUUUUGGACUGUGGGAGGAAACCACUGUUCUUCGGACAUACUGGUCUUUGGUAAGUUGUCUUCAGGGAAAAUGGACACUGGUGUGAGUUUGUGCUUGUGCUUGUGUGUCUGUGUGUGUCCUGCAACAGAAUGGCAUCCUCUCCAGGGUGUAUCU
Molecule: messenger RNA, 2366 nt
Organism: Lepisosteus oculatus (spotted gar)
Lineage: Eukaryota; Metazoa; Chordata; Actinopteri; Semionotiformes; Lepisosteidae
Gene: c9orf72
Product: C9orf72-SMCR8 complex subunit
Biological process (GO): autophagy; endocytosis
Cellular component (GO): endosome; autophagosome
Molecular function (GO): guanyl-nucleotide exchange factor activity
Source: RefSeq, a predicted model, not a curated record